Molecule: messenger RNA, 2101 nt
Organism: Larimichthys crocea (large yellow croaker)
Lineage: Eukaryota; Metazoa; Chordata; Actinopteri; Sciaenidae
Product: adenosine receptor A1-like
Exons: 6
Coding region: 287-1498 (403 amino acids)
Biological process (GO): G protein-coupled adenosine receptor signaling pathway
Cellular component (GO): plasma membrane
Molecular function (GO): G protein-coupled adenosine receptor activity
Source: RefSeq, a predicted model, not a curated record
CUUGAUGCUCCUCCUGCUUCUUCCUCACUUUCCUCCCAGUGUGUUCUGCACAUCAAUGAAGUCUGAUGCCUCUCCUGUACCAACCUCACAUGACUGUAGUGUCUGGACCUCUCAUACUGUGUGAUGACUGCACCUGAAACCUAACACAGUGUGAAAGGGAGGAAGGACUUUCACAGAAACAGCGGACAAAUGAAGUGCAUGAGUGUCUUUGAAUUGAGACAAACCAAAGUGGAAAGAACACAACGUCUUUUACAGUUUUCCAUGACUGUGGAAUCUCCCUCUCAUCAUGAAUGCAUCUGCUGGAGCUUGUACGGCAGCGAUGCCGUAUGGAUACCAACCCCAGUUUAAAGGGAUUUACAUCGCCACCGAGCUCCUCGUGGCCGUGAUGGCCAUCAUAGGAAACCUCCUGGUUUGUCUGGCUGUGACCCACAAUAAGAAACUUCGCACAGUCACCAACUACUUCCUGGUAUCGCUGGCAGUGGCAGACAUCCUGGUGGGAUUGGUGGCCAUCCCCUGUGCAGUGCUGACAAACCUGGGUGAACCUCGCCAUAACCUGCCUCUCUGCCUGGUUCUACUCAGCUUCCUAUUGGUGCUCACACAGAGCUCCAUCCUGAGCAUGUUAGCAGUAGCAGCGGAGCGGUACAUGGCCAUCCUUCUGCCCUUCCAGUACCAACGUGUCAUGAGCCCCAGGAACGCCCGGCUGGCCCUGCUGGUCACCUGGGGACUGGCAGCGAUCACCGGCUCGGUGCCAUUUAUGGACCCACAAAGGCAACCACCAGACUCAGAUUACUGUAUCUUCACCUGUGUGGUGGACAUGAACUACUUGGUCUACUUCAACUUCUUCUGCUGCUUCCUGAUGCCGCUGGUGGCCAUGUUCAUGAUCUACAGCCACAUCUUCAUCACCGUCCGCCACCAAAUCAGACGCAUUGCUGUGGUCAGGGGAACCGCGGAGGACAUAACUGUUGGCAGUGGGUGCACUGGUGCAGAGGAUACUGGGAGUUCAGCUGCUGGGGGAACCACAGGAGGCAGAGCGGAUGUUGAGACAAGAACAUGUAAGGCUAGAGCGAAGGCUCGGGAGGAGACAGAGCCUGGUAUCGGGUCUCUUAUUAAAACUGAGACCACCACUGUGACCACCACUGUCAGGAUCACCAUAGCUGGUUCCAGCAGCAGCUGCGCCCCUGCUGAUCCCCGUCCAGGAGAGUCCACAAAGUCCAAAUCUAACACCCGCAUCUGUCAGGAGCUGCGUAAAGCCACCUCCCUCUUCCUGGUCCUGUUUCUCUUCAUGGUGUGCUGGAUGCCGAUCCACGUCAUUAACUGCAUCCUGCUGCUCGCCCCGCAGAACGAGGUGCCCAUGUCGCUUACACUAGCGGCCAUUUUGCUCUCCCACGUCAACUCGGCCCUCAACCCGAUUCUGUACGCGUACAGGAUGAGGUCAUUCAGACACACUCUGACGGGAAUGUGGAGAGGGAUGUGGAGCAUGUGGCCAAGACGCCAGUAGAGGAGGUCGAACGUCAAUGUGAUAAGAGACAUCCUCCCUCAAGUCCUACAAAGUUGGUGGUGUUUCCAAAAACUGAACUCAAACAUUUUUUCACACUUGAAACGUAUUGCACAUUUUAUAAAGAUACAGAUGUGGUUAAUGUGAACAUCAGGAGCUGUUGGAUCAGAUACACUAUGUAUCACCGGGGAGUUUAGCUUGCUUAUAACCCCGUUACACACAUUUGAACAUCAAAGCUGCUCUUAUAUCCGACUCCAUCACCUGUUGGCUUCAGCUCCACAUUUUACCCUCUUUCAGCUCAUUGUUUUGGUUUCAUGCCCCACAACUCGACUGUUCUGGUUUCGCCUCAGCGUUAUCCUCAGCUGCUUUUAGUGAAACCCAUUGCACACGACCUGCUUAGCACCAAACAGCAGACAGACACAGUGACCAGAUAUUUUUCUCAGGAGAUGGUGGAGACCAAAACAGAGCGAAAAGGAGAGAGAAUAUUGGACUUCUAUUCAUCAGGUGGACACAAACACUAUUUUAAAUCAAUGUUGUUCUGUUGUUGAACUGUCUGCUAAUCUGUUAGCCACGUCGAUGUUAUGUUAAUACAGCUUUAAAAGAUGA